Molecule: messenger RNA, 1184 nt
Organism: Mizuhopecten yessoensis (Yesso scallop)
Lineage: Eukaryota; Metazoa; Mollusca; Bivalvia; Pectinida; Pectinidae
Product: dnaJ homolog subfamily C member 8-like
Exons: 9
Coding region: 25-795 (256 amino acids)
Cellular component (GO): nucleus
Source: RefSeq, a predicted model, not a curated record
UGUCGUGGGUAAAAAGCAAAACAAAUGGCUACAGAAAAAACGGAGGACCUGCCUGAGGGGCAAGAUAAUACUCCCCCGGUAGAAGAAAAUGAACAAGGGGAGACUCUAUUCAACGAGUUUUAUGCCGAGGUGAAGGCAAUAGAACAUAGGGAUUCCGUAUUGACCCCAAAACAACAAAUUGACAAAUUAAAUCGGCCAGGUGCUACCUACUUCAAUCUGAACCCAUUUGAGGUGCUACAAAUUGAUCCAGAUACACCAUUCGCAGAAAUAAAGAAGCGAUAUAGACAGAUGUCAAUAUUGGUCCAUCCAGAUAAGAAUUUAGACAACAAAGACAGAGCGGAAAGAGCAUUUGAAGCUGUAAAUAAAUCGUACAAGACGUUAGAAAAUGAGGAAGGGUAUCGGCGAUGUAGAGAAAUAAUUGACGAGGCCAAGGUCCGUGUGGAUGAAAUGAUCAAACAGAAAAAGAAACAGAAUAAGAAAGAGGGAAAGCCCCCAUAUGUGCCUGAGGAUGAUGAAGACAAGUACAAGCAUGCUGUCCACGUCCAGACCUGUAAGCUGUUUGCCGAUCUCGAGAGGAUGAGACAGGAACGUGAAACCAAGGACAUGCAUGAGAGAAAAAGGAAAGCAGAGGGCGAUGCUGCUGCCGAGGAAAAGAAGAAAACGGAUGCUUUAUGGAACAAAAAUUUUGAGGAGAGUCGCACAGAGAGAGUGGAUAGCUGGAGAUCAUGGAAAAGUGGUGGGAAAAAGGCAAAAGGAGUGUUUAGACCUCCGAAACACAGGGCGGAGAAAAGAUAACCUUAAACUCCUGUGUACCUUAACAAAAACAUUGAUUAUUAUUUUGGAUAUGAACACAGCAGAAUCAGUUCAUAUCUGUCACAGACAAAAGUUGUUUUGACAUACAACUAUUUCAUUUAAAUCAUACUUCAUUUAAAUAUCAUAAACUCAACAGUGUCUUAGACCGUCCUGUGAGUUUGACUCAACAGUGACUAAGAAAGUCCUGUGAGAUUGACUCAACAGUGACUAAGAAAGUCCUGUGAGUUUGACUCAACAGUGACUAAGAAAGUCCUGUGAGUUUGACUCAACGGUGACCAAGAAAAUCCUGUGAGUUUGACUCAACAGUGGCUUAGGCAGUCCUGUGAGUUUGACUCAACAGUGACUAAGAAAGUCCUGUGAGUUUGAGUCAA